CAAAUUGACAAAGUUAUGAUUUACUUUCAAGUUGUCGUUGCAUUCGGUGUCGGCCGGAAUAUUCGCACUGAAAUUUCUGUUUAGUUAAAACCUUGAGUAAUUUUAAUGAAAAAAUUUUAAAUCAGGCUCAAAUUAAGAAAGUGAUAUUAAAAAUUCGAAGGGCUUGGACCAUGGGACCAGUUAAUCCUGGCCUACUUAAGGCAGUCUUAAUUUGUAUUUUGGUCAUCAGUGCUGCAAGAGCAGCAGAUACUUGCAAAAGAGGAUGUCCCCGAUCUGAUGGUGAAAACAUGAAAUUUAAACCAGGCCAUCUUUACGAAUACAAUUUCGAUUCGGUAUUGACCGUUGCCCUUGGAACAGACUCAUCUACAGGAGCUGAAGAUACAAGCUUAAAAGUGAUUGGUACAGCUAAGGUUUUCGCUGAAGGCAAUUGUGGAUACACAUUGCAACUUAACGCAGUCAAAGUUUCUACUACCAAGGAAGCCAUUGAUAAGAAGAUUGUACAGAGCAUUCAGAAGCCUGUGCAUUUUACAAUGGUGAAUGGCAAAGUGGAGCCACAAUUGUGCACAGAUCCCAAUGAUAACCAAUAUGCCUUAAAUAUCAAACGCGCCGUUAUAUCUUUGCUUCAGUCUAACCCAGAGGAUGGUGCUGAAGUCGAUGUGUUUGGUCAGUGUGUGACCCAUACAUCGAUUUCUAAUAGUGCGGGGGCACAGAUUGUAACUAAAGUACGUGAUUUAAAUUCUUGCAACUACCGGGAGAAUACUCGCAGUAGCCUAUUGCAUGGGGUAGUCAACCAGGCUGCCGGUAUAAAAUCUACCCACCUUUUUAAGGCUGGCUAUGUAAAGGAAUCUAAAUUAUUGAAUGGUAUUGUUGAAAGUGUUCAUUUGGUCGAAGAUUACAACUUCGGUGUUGCCGAGAAAGAUGUGAAUAGCAUUAGAGGAAAAGUAAUAACAAAUUUUAAAAUAAAAAAUUCAGCGGGCAUACCAGCUGUCGCCCCACAAACCGGCAACCAUGGCGUCUCGGUUAUUUUCCAAAAACCGGAAGUAUAUGCUACCAAAAAUUUGCCAACUUUGAAAACAGCGUUAACGCAAUUAGUAAAUUUACUCGAUUCAUAUGUAAAGAAGGAUAGUGCCAAAGGCUUUACUGAACUUAUACGCCUGAUGCGUAAUGCCGAUACAGAUACUUUGCUUGAAUUGGCUACAGUUCCCCACCCAAAUGCAGUUUUGAUCCGUAAAGUCUAUCUAGAUGCCUUAUUCCGCACUGGUACCUCUGAAUCGGCUAAGGCCAUAUUCAAGCAAUUUAACAAAAUGGAUGAGCAAGAAAAGCUGAUUGCCAUCAUUUCAUUGAAUAUUGUUCAAACUGUAGACAAAGAGACUUUAAGUCAAGCAAUUACUUUGCUUACACCAAAUGCAUCAAAACAUGUAUAUUUGUCGAUUGGUACGCUGGUUUCAAAAUAUUGUCAAUCCAAUGGAUGCGAGCAAGCAGACUUAGAUGUUAUUACAAAGAAGUUUGUUGAUAAUCUAAAACACUGCAAAGCUAACACAAGGAAAGAUGAAGAUCGUAUUGUCAAUGUAUUGAAAGGAGUCGCAAAUAUGAAGCACACAGCUAACAAUGCUGUUUCUGCCUUGACCGAGUGUUCUUCACCUGGACGCUCAAAUAGAAUUCGCGUAGCAGCACUACAGGCUUUCCCCUCAGCCAAAUGUGAUGCUGUACUUACACAAAAAGCUUUAGCUUUACUCCGUGAUCGUAACGAAGAUUCCGAGUUGAGAAUUGAAUCGUAUUUAGCGGCUAUUGCUUGUCCGAACGCAAAUGUGGCCACUGAAAUCGCAGAUAUUGUAAACUCAGAGGAAGUUAAUCAAGUUGGUGGCUUUAUUGCAUCCAGUCUUAGUGCAAUACGCGAUUCAACCGACGAACACCGUGCCAAUCAGCGCUAUCAUUUGGGUAACAUUCGUAUUACAAAGCACUUUGCAAAGGAUCUAAGGCGAUACAGCUUCAAUGAUGAAUUAUCUUAUAGAGUUGAUGCCCUUGGCCUUAGUGCAAGUUCAGACUACAAACUAAUAUACUCUCAACAUGGAUUCCUACCACGGUCGGCUACAUUAAAUGUUAGUACGGAAAUUUUCGGAACUAACUUCAAUGUUUUCGAAGUUAGCGCCAGACAAGAAAAUCUAGAAAACAUUCUGGAAUAUUAUGUUGGACCCAAAGGUUUGCUUAAUAAGGAUUUCGAUGAAAUAAUGAAAAUGGUAGAAGAAGUUGGCUCUUCUGAUGGUCGAGCUCGUCGCUCCAUUGCUGAUGACACAACGAAAUUCUCAAAGAAAUACAAAACAUAUGGCAGUAAAAACAUUCAGGAUAUAAAUCUUGACUUAUCUCUGAAAUUCUUCGGCUCUGAAAUGUUUUUCCUUAGUUUAGGCGACCAUAUACCAACCACAUUAGAUGAGAUUAUCAAAAGUUUUUCUUCGGCAUGUGAUAAAUUGAAAAAGGAGCUAUUAUCGUAUAACAAAGAUUUUACUUUACAUGAUCUAUUUUUGGAUGUUAACGCUAUUUAUCCCACUGGUCUCGGUAUUCCGCUAGAGCUGAACACCCAAGGUUUCGCAGCAAAUAAAUUAGAAUUCGGAAUUAGUUUGGACAUUGAUAGCAUCAUUGAACAAAAUUAUCUAACCACUAAAUAUCAAGUUAAACUUGUACCAAGCGUUGAUGUAAGUUUGAAACUACAACUUGGCUUUAACGCGUAUGUCUUAGCAACAGGCGUACAGGUUGAAUCGAGUCUUCAUUCGGCCUCCGGUGCUGACGUUAAAUUCGAUUUGAUAAAUGACGGAAAUGGCUUUAAUAUAGACAUACAGUUGCCACGAAACAAGUUGGAAUUACUAAAUGUAGAGGUUAAUCCCGGAUUCUAUAUAACUGAACUUGAUAAGCCAACAAAGGCCAUUGCUUCAAAUAAUAGCAACAAACCGAAUUCUGAAAACUAUCAAAUGUGUUUCAACCAAUUAGAUGUUAUUGGACUUAAUUUAUGUGUCAAUAUGGAUGGAGUUUCAAUAGGCAAAGAAGAUUCAUCUAAAUCCGCUGAUAUUUACAGCUUCAUACAUCCAGUUAGUGUAAGCGUUUACACAGAAGUUGAAAAGAAUUACAAUAUUCGUGGUUCAUAUAUACUACAAACAAAUAGUGGAAGUCAAGAAUGGAAAUUAGAGUUAAAUACUCCAGGAUCGCGGGAACCGCAUACAGCUAGCGCUACCUUUGAGGUCGGAACAAAUCUUCGUACUUAUGCUAGAUUAGCAUUUGAUACUCCUCUACAUCACUUCGCUAUUGAAUCAGGCUUUAAUAAUGAUAAUCAGGAAUUAGUAUUUUAUGCUCAAUAUGAAGAUAAUGACAAAGUUAACCGAAACAGAAUUGGAUUCCUUCGUAAUGGUAAUGAAUAUCGCCCCGUUAUUGAGAUACAGGAUAAAAAUGGUGUUUCUAAUGAAAUUUACGGUUAUCGCAUGGACGGCAAAGUUGUUUUACAGAAAACCGGUGAUAAACAAGACAAAUAUAUUUUCGACAAUUUGCAAGUAUCAAAUAAACAAAAUGAACGUGUUGUUUUGAAUGGAUGGAGUGAAGUGGGAAAAUCGUGGUUAAACAACGAGUUACGAGUAGGUGUUGGAAAGGAGUCUUAUUUGGUCAAAAGUAAUUUUAAAGUGGAUAAAGGCGUAUAUGAUAUUGGAUUCUUUACAAACGAUGAACGAUCACCGCUCAAUGUCUAUGGCGGCUCCGCACACGUUGAAUUAGGCGAACAAGUUUUCGUUGUACAGUUGGUUGGUGCAGCUGCUUCGUGGAAAUUAGAUUUCAAUAAUGAAGUACAGUACACCAUUUCUGAAGGUUCCAAUUCUCUUACAUCCAGCAGCUUUAAACAUGACGUAACUCUAAAAAAUAAAAAUAACAUUGUUGGUCAAUUUAAACUGAAUGGACAAACCUCAGGUGACAACAAAUUUGAAGUUGAUGCCGAAUUAGUACGUGGCAAGAGAGUUGCUUCCGUUUCCGUAAAAUAUAAUGGCAAUCGACAUACACAAGGGGAUUAUAUCGUUGAGGUUCACGGAAAAUAUAAUAAGCAUUUUGCUGAUAUCAUUGCCAAAUGCGAUUUCAACGGUAAUCGUUUUAUUAUUGAUAACUCGCUCGCAACCAGUUGGGGUACAUCGGUCACCGUUAAAGGUGAACUAGGCCAACGUUACACAGCUCAGGAUAUAUAUAUAGAUAUUCAUGGUGCAGCGCAAUUCCACAAGAAGGACAAACAGAUUCAAUGGAUUCUCAAAGUUAUCGGCGCACCUGACAAGACCAAUAGUGAGCUGAAAAUUUCACGAGAAAAUGCAGAAAUUUUGAAAUAUAGUGGAGAACUGCAGCAUCCACAGGAUAAAAUAUCAGGAGGCAAAAUCAAUUUAUCAGCCAAAAAUGUAGCGACUUUAAGAGGCGACUUUAAAAUAGCCAAAAAUGGUAAAGGUGAAGCUAAUGUAGCAGUCGAGACACAGAAAACUGAACAAAAGCACAAAGUUGAUAUAAACUCAAAAUUCCAUGUGCAGGCCCCCAAAUAUGAAGUAGAAACCACCAUAACCUUCGACGGCGACAAGAAAAUCUUUUUCAAAACGGAAAGUCAUUUAGAUAAAUCAAAAUUGGUAACCAAGAAUUUAGCAGAAAUUUCAAAUAAAAAAGUUUCAUUCGAUGCUAAUGUUGGUGUGAAAGGAGACUGGCGUGCCAAUGGCGAAUUACAAGGAAACUUCGUUCUUUCUAUCCCCACCGGCCAUGUCGUAGACGGUAAUAUAAAACGCAAAAUUUCUACAAAUAGUAAAACAGGCAACAUACAAGGCAAUCUUGAUGUGCAACUUGGUGAAACGUACAACGGAAAGAAACGUUCUUUGUCUUACUCAACACAUGCCGACAAAUUUAACUUAAAAACAAAAGAGAUCUCGCAAAAUCAUCAAGUAACGUUCAUCGAUGUUGAUAACAAAAAAUUAGAAGUAUCUGCUGAUAUUAAACAUUUACCAAAAGAUCAAAACAAAUUUAUCGACAUUAAAUCCAACGUACGUGGUGAUCUUCUAAAUAUUCCUAUCGAUGCGAACUUCGUAGUUGAUGAAUAUGACAACAAACACGCUGUUUUCCGAAUUGAUAUAAAAUGUGGAGGAGCAUAUAAUUACAAUGCUAAUGGUAGAUACAAUUUGAGUGGUAACGACAGUCCCGCUACUUUUGAAGUUCAAGGCAAUAUCCACUUGCCUAAGGGCAACCUCCAAUCAAUUCAAUUUAGUUCAAAUGGUAAACUGGUCAGGCCUUCUACCAACAGCGGCACGUAUUUGAUUGAACUGCAUGUAGACGAACGUGCUGGAGAUAGUCAAUUCUUAGUUUUGAACACCAUUUGGAAAGGUUCUCAACAACAAGGAGCUUAUACAUUUGAUUUGGAAACUAAGGAAAUGCAUGGACCAUUAAAAUUGGAGGGUACUUAUCAACAUGAACAACAGGGAAACCUCAAAGACGGUCCUACUAGCGGAAAAGAGCGAUAUUCAUUUAACUUUAACUAUGACAAUAACUACGUUAAAACUGCCGCUGAUAUCACUUACGUGGGUGUUGACACAGCCGUAGCGCAUUACACAUUGGAUAGCAGUUUCGAAUCAGCCAAAAAUAUUGAUGUGGAAGUACGUCUUCUAAAACUUGAUAUUGAUGGAUAUGAGCUUAAGUGCCAGGCAAAAAGUGGUAAUAAUGUAUAUGCAUCUGUUUCCAAAAUCUAUCAGUCACAAUAUAAAAAAGGACUCGAUAUACACGUAUCAACACCAAGUGGUAGUUCAAUAGUUAUUGUUGGUAUAUUUGAAAUCUUGGGUGAACACAAAACGAAAAUUACAGCAGAUGUUCAAAACGUCAUUGGUUUAGAUUUUACAGCUAAUGUAGAGUCAUCACAUCAUGCCAUCGAUGAUUUCUUUGUUAAAGCCAAUUGGAACUCAGCAAAAUUGAACCUUGAUAAUUAUGAUCUAAAUGUGCGAUCGCAAGACAAGUCUCUAAUUAUCAACCUGAAAAAUGCUAAAGGUGUAAUUAUUGCUGGCAGUGCGACAUACACUCAAAAGAAGGAAAAGAGCAAAAGCUUAAUCGAAUGCCAAGGACAAUUGCAAUAUAAUGGUAAAACACAAAAGGCAAAUUUCCGCCUUAUACAUCAAAUAUAUGACAUCAAUGUUGACAAGGAGGUCGGCUUUUCAUAUGCACUAGAUGGCACCUUUGGACCAAAGAAGGGCGUGUCCACAUUAAAAAUAACGAACAAAGGAGUUGAUGCUAAAUUAUCAAUUUGCGAAGAUAAAAAACAAUGUACAAAUGUGCAAUUGCAGUCGAUUUUAUCCCAAAAUGGGCAAGAAAUCGAUUCAUCGCAAAAUUCAUUAUUAAUUGUUAUUGAUUUACGUGAACUUGGCUAUCCUUACGAAUUUGAAUUUCAAUCAAAGACUAUUCGUCAAGGCCUGUCGCUGCAAUACAGUUUAGAAUCCCAGAUAGUUUCAAAUAAUAACUUGAAAUACAAGUUAGUUGCCGAUAUUCAACCAACAAAUUCAAACAUUCUGUUAAAAUUACCUCAUCGAGAACUCUUACUAGAGGUGAAACAGCAAUUCCCUGGGCAAGGAAAAUAUUUUGGACAUUAUGAGAACUCUAUCGCCUUCUACUUUGACAAAACGAACAAGCCAAAAGACGUCACACGUAUUAAGGCUGUUGCAGAUAUAACAGGUAACGAGCUUACGGCUAUAAAUGUGAACAGCGAAAUCAAAUUUGAACAUCCAACUAUUCGCCCAUUGACAAUCUAUGGUAAAUUUGACGCUAAUCGCCAACAAAAGAAAGUAAAUAGUGAAAUCAUUUUCGAUAUAUUCCGCUUGCCCGAACAGAAGAUUAUUGGUUCCCUGCGCACGGAAAACUUGCAUCAAGGAAACGGUUUUAAUAUUACAACAUACGAAUCGCUAUAUUCCAAAGGUUUAGGAUUUAAUUAUGAAUUCAGCGGCCAUACCGCACUUAACGUGGACUCGCAAAUAUUCAGUGCAGGAGCAACUGUGCACAGUGGUGCCACAGAUUUAGGCGCCUCAGCAAACAUCUACGCGACAAAAGACCAUUCUGAUUUGUCAGUUUAUGUGCUAAACGAACCCAUCUUACAGGUCGCAGCCAACUUCAAUCACCAGAAAUACGCUGUUAAUGUUAACAGCAAAUUGCAACUUUUCAGUCAAGAUCCGAUAGAGAUUAUAACCGAUUUGCAACCAACACAACUGAAACUCAUUGCUAAACGCAAAGGUCUUGUUGAUCUCAACGCCGAUGUGAAACUGGGCAAAGAACUUAAGCUCAAUAUACAAGGCACGGGCAAACAAUUAUUCAACGGCCGUAUCGCGCUGGAUGCACCGCACUUUUUGCAGACUUCUUAUUCCAGUAACAGCGAAGACAUUAAAUCAUUUUUGAAUGCUGUCGAAUCUGAGACCAAAAAAGAUACUGAGACAACAGUUCAGAAAAUCAAGAACAAAUUUAAAUAUAUACGCGAAACUCUCGACCAACAAGCAAAAUUGUUGAAGGAUAGUGCACCCGACCUUUCCCGAUUGAAGAACAACUAUGAAGCAAAUAUCAACGAAAUCGGCCAUGAAUUAGAGAACGAUCCUGCUUUGAAAGAAAUCAGUGAAAACUAUCAAAAAAUUUACGCUAAAUUUACCAAAAUUGCGGGCGAUUUGUCGAAGAACGCUGCCAAAUCCUAUGAGAACUUAUAUAAGUCUGUUGCAGAAUUGUAUGAAAAAUUGGAAUCAUCAUUAAAGGAAAUGGUGUUGCCAGCAUGGGAAGACCUGUUGGUUACCGCCUCCAAUGUUCUUGGAGACUUGCGCGUACAAGUGGUAAAUUUGGUAACUGAAUUGGUCCAAGAAAUUUGGGUUGCUUUAGAACAAUAUGGACCUGCUCUGAAAAAUUAUGGUAAAGCCGUUAACGACGCAUUGAAGCCAUUAAGCGAAGCUGUCGAAGAACUCGUGAAAGCAGCAACCGAUGCAGUAGAAGACAUCUUUGAGGAACUCAGGGAAUAUUUAACAAAACUACCUACCAUUGAUGACCUGUAUAGUGAAUUUAAGGAGCAAGUGAUCAAACUGCGUCUUGUAGAGAACACUUUACAAUUCUUGAACGAAAUCUUUGAUCAACUCCAUAUUUUGCCAAUGACGCCUGAAUCUGUAGAAUUCCUAGAAAAAAUGCGGGAAUACACAGAAUCUAAACUCACUAACAAGCCAGUAAGUGAUGAGCAAGUAUUACAGGAACUAAUAAAUCUAUUUGUGAGAGCUGUACGUUCCAUUUGGACUAAUUUGGAUGUAAACUCGCCUGUAGGAUCAACCGACAUUUCAGAAAAUAUACUUACUUCUCUACUGGGUAUCACAUCAGAUUCCUUUGAUAUUCUUGAUAAACUGCCAACUGUAUUAACAUUCCGAUUCAGCGUUUUAAAUUACCUAUUGAAUGAAAACUGGGAAAAUGUUUUAAGCGAAAAAUACCUUAAGUCAUGGCCUUUCUUCCAAGAUUUCAAUCUACAUGGUCACAUUGCUGAUGGUCACCAAAUCUUCACAUUCGAUGGUCAACAUUACACUUUUCCUGGAAGCUGCAAGUAUAUAUUGGCCCAAGACAGUGUUGACAAUAAUUUCACUGUGGUCGCUCACCUUAACAAUGGCAAGCUUAAAUCUAUUACAUUAACUGAUCGGGACGGUGAUUUCGCUGAAAUUUCAGACUCUGGUGCUUUAAAAAUUAAUGCCAAAGAUGCUGAAUUCCCUCAGCAUUUCAACGGCAUUCAUGUUUGGCGUUUGUUCUACACUGUCUGGUUGCACUCGGAAUAUGGUGUGGAAAUUAUGUGUACUCAGGAUUUGAAGAUCUGCAAUGUGAAAGUAGAUGGUUUUUACACAAGCAAAACACGCGGUCUUCUUGGCAAUGGUAAUGCGGAGCCAUACGAUGACUUCAUUCAAGUAGAUGGCACUAUAUCUCAAGACUAUGCUACGCUCGGCAAUGCAUACGGUUUAGGAAAGUGCGCACCGGUAACUGCUAAACCAACGGAUGCAAUUCCUCGUUCAGAAAUUUGCACCGACCUAUUUAGUCUAGAGUCGCCAUUAACAACAGGCUAUAUCUUUGAAAAUCCCGCACCAUAUCGCGCAAGAUGUGAUGCCGCAGUCGCUGAAGCCGCCGAAAAAGAAAAAGAAGCCGCAGCAUGUAUAAUAGCUACCGUUUAUGGAUCUGCGCUGAAAUUCAAAGAGAUUCCAACACAGUUACCAUCUCGUUGCUUGAAGUGUGUUGGCCCUGCCGGACAACGUGAAUUAGGCCAGAAGUUCGCUGUUAAAAUACCAAAUAAUAAAGCUGAUAUUGUUUUCGUCGUCGAUUUAGACAUUAGUUCGACUGUGCUUAGCAAUUUGGUUGCGCCAGCUAUAUUGGAAGUACGUGAAUCGCUAAAAACACGUGGCUUCACUGAUGUGCAAAUCGGAUUGAUUGCUUACAAUGAAUCGCAACUUUAUCCAGCUGUUUUAACUAGUGACGGUGGAAAACUUAAUUAUCAAGGCAACUUAGGCGAUGUGCAACUUAAUGGUCCAAAGAAUAUUUGCAUACACUGCGUCACACAAGAGGUGGCAGAUCCAAAGGUUGUCGAAAUAUUUAAGAGCAUUGAAUCAGUCCUCAAGAGUAUCAUACCACAAUCAGACGAAAAGGCAUUCAGAUUAGCUCUCAAUUAUCCAUUCCGCGCUGGAGCUGCAAAGAGCAUUGUUGGAGUCCGUAGUGAUACUUUGGAGUUCGUAAACUUGUUCAAAUUGGUACGUGCUCACUUAACCGAUGCAGAAACAAGCUUUAAUGGGGCUCUACUGCACCUGAUUGGGCCUGUUAAUGAUCUGUCUGUGGAAGGCAUUCCUAAGGAGAAAUUAGUCGGAUUUAACUCUCGUUUGAUUGCUACAUUAGACGGUAAAGAUGCCAAAAAGCGUCAAAAAUUACAAUUCGGAAAUGAUAUUGGCAUCGAUUUUGUACUCAACAAUGGUGGCUGGGUUUUCGCAACACAAAACUUCGAUCAGCUGAAACCGAAUGAACAGAAAAAGGCUCUCAACCAAGUGGUAAACACGUUAGCCGAUACACUUUUCAGGACCGAAAUAGUUAGCGAGUGUGAAUGUGAAGUGGCACAUGGUUUGCAUGCCCAGCACCGAUGUGUAAUUAAAUCGUCAAAUUUCUUGCCAAACAAAAAGGUCAAAGCGAAAUAGAUUGAUAAUUAAUUAUUUCAUCUUAAUUUGAAAUCUAUAAACGAAGAACGAUACAAUAAAUAGUACUGCUUUUGUUACAAUAAAAAAUAAUAAUAUACCAAAA
Zeugodacus cucurbitae (melon fly) is the source of this 10305-nucleotide messenger RNA. It is a transcript of the gene apolpp, whose product is annotated as apolipophorins. The transcript has 8 exons. Gene Ontology annotation, molecular function: lipid carrier activity. NCBI's taxonomy places the organism in Eukaryota, Metazoa, Arthropoda, Insecta, Diptera, Tephritidae. Bases 171 to 10202 code for a protein of 3343 amino acids. Gene Ontology annotation, biological process: lipid transport. The record is from RefSeq and is a predicted model, not a curated record.